Messenger RNA from Varroa destructor (honeybee mite), 2113 nucleotides. It is a transcript of the gene Rpn9, whose product is annotated as regulatory particle non-ATPase 9. Gene Ontology annotation, biological process: ubiquitin-dependent protein catabolic process. Gene Ontology annotation, cellular component: cytosol; proteasome regulatory particle, lid subcomplex; nucleus. The record is from RefSeq and is a predicted model, not a curated record. Gene Ontology annotation, molecular function: structural molecule activity. NCBI's taxonomy places the organism in Eukaryota, Metazoa, Arthropoda, Arachnida, Mesostigmata, Varroidae.
UUGUUGACACCGUUUCUUGAUUUUGAUGGUGGGGUCAGCCCAGUGUGCACCCAGUGAUAAGAGCGUGAAGAAGGCCUAAAACCUGUGAGAAAGAAUUUACAUCCGAGGAAGUGAAAAAUGUCGACAGAAGUGUGCGCAUUUCUUACAAAACAGCAAAGCAGCAGUCCGCCGGAUGUGGCCCUGCGUUGGGCAAAACUUGAAGAGCUUUAUAAUAAGCGGUUAUGGCACCAACUCACUGUGGAGCUAUUGUCAUUUAUCAGAGACCCGUACAUGCAGAAUAAUGGUGGCCUGAUUGAACUGUACGCCAACUUUAUUCAGGACUUCGAAAGCAAACUCAACCUUCUUUCACUGGUGGAAAUUAUAUCGGCUGUUGUUGAGCAAAUGGUUGACCAUGACGAAUGCAUGACAUGUUUACAGAAAACCAAAGAGAGAGUCAAGCCAAACCCAAAGGCUGUUAUCCUGUGCAACAUUUUAAUCGGCAAAAAGCUGAAGGACAAAGGUGAUCUUGAGGCUGUGAAAAAGGUAAUCGAGGAGACGGAUCAACAGGUGGAAGCCCUUGGCGGAGUGACCGAGGUGCACGCCCGUUUUUACCAAUUAACGUCUGAGUUUUACAAGACAACUGCCGAUUACGCUAACUACUAUCUACACGCUUUGCGUUACCUUGGAUGUACCGACGUCGAGGCGAUUCCACUAGAGGAACGUCGCGAGAAAUGCUUUACCCUGGCGUUGGCCGCUUUAUUAGGUGACAAUAUCUACAAUUUCGGCGAGCUUUUAUGUCACCCGAUAGUGGCCAGUCUAGAAGGAACCCCUCGUGCUUGGGUUAUUGAGCUUCUUCGUGCGUUCAAUCAUGGCGACCUCGCGAAGUAUAAUGCACUUCGCCCGCAAUGGACGACGCAAAUGGAUCUUCAAGCUAACGAGUUGACCCUCAAGCGUAAGAUGUGUCUCUUGUGUCUCAUGGAGAUGACGCUCGAUAAGGCCACAAAUCAACGAGUAUUAACCUUCCAGGAGGUUGCAACCAGAACAACUUUACCGGUUAUUGAAGUUGAAGUGCUUAUGAUGAAGGCGCUCUCACUUGGACUUGUUAAGGGCACGAUUGAUCAGGUCGACGAAAAAAUCACGAUGACAUGGGUCCAGCCGCGAGUAAUGGACAAGGCGCAGAUUGCCACCAUGAAGCAACGACUCGAUCGUUGGUGUCAGGACGUCGCUCAGAUGGAGAUGUUGCUGGAAGAUCGAGCUUACGACAUUCUCACUGUAUAAAAUUGCCUGGCCAGAGGCACAUGAAGAAGCGAACCCUAGAAGAUAAAACCAGCGGGUCUCCCGACAGCAACAACGCCAUUUGGUUUUGUUUUUGGGCCGGCUGGAUGACACAGUUUCCAUCAGUGUAAUUGGAUGAAUUCGACUGUUUAUUGACGUAGCGUUCUGGAUAUGAGAGAAGACAAAAACUUUCGAUAAGGGAGAACUGCAAAUAGAUAAAAAAAAAAAACACAUGAAGGCCCAGAUGUAUAUUGGACUGGAGCCAGUGUCCUUGACUAAGUUCUGAUCUAAUAUAUAUAUUCUACUGUUACUGACAACUCCACCUAUGCUAAUUAGCUUCUUCUAAAUACUUGUGGGAUAUUUCUUUCUCUCGUAUACAAAUAACGCUUUUAUCUUCGAUAGAAUAAAAGACCAGUGCCAGCUUUGUCAGCAAUCUUCAACCCUCGCUAAGGAAACAAAGAAGAACAACCACGCCUUUGAGUUUAGGGUAAAGUUGGUCUUUAUUUGGACUUAAAUAACACACAAAGAAAAACGAAUAUUGUCUAUCAAAGAAACAGCUUCUAGGCCUUUUUCUAAAUUAGGCAGUUGUCCUUAAUUUGGGGUGUAACGGGGUACAGUUUGCCUUGUGAGUUUAGUUUGCAUAGGGAGACAGGUGAUUUCAGGUAUUCUAGAAUGAUGUGUGGGUGAAACAAUGAAUAGAAAAGUUAAAGAAAAGGGGAACGACAGAGAACAGACACAUAUAUAUAUAUAUAUAUAUAAAGAGAAGAUAUGUAAAAGUGGGGUAAUAUCUUUGACAAUGUGCUCACGAGAGACUGUGACAUAAAUAAAUGCAAAUCGCGCUGAUGUAAUUAUUUAAAUG